This is a messenger RNA of Dinoponera quadriceps, 3156 nucleotides long. RefSeq lists its product as uncharacterized. Bases 83 to 427 code for a protein of 114 amino acids. The transcript has a single exon. The record is from RefSeq and is a predicted model, not a curated record. NCBI's taxonomy places the organism in Eukaryota, Metazoa, Arthropoda, Insecta, Hymenoptera, Formicidae.
ACAAGAACCGCUUCUCAUUGUGCAGCGUCACAAUCAAGAUCACCAGCUGCAGCUGCAGCUGCACCAACAGCAGCAGCAAUACAUGUACGAGUUGCAUGACAGACUCGCGAAACUUCGUAUCGAUCCCCUAAUACCGGUCGGCUCGAGCAAUCAAGGUUAUCACAAUAACGUGUUUCUAAUGACGUAUUCGGAGGAGAAUGAGAACGACAAUAAUUAUAAUGAGCAUCAUCGGCUACCGCCGCCCUUCCCGUUCCGAUACGAAAGCCCGGCGUGCUCCCGUUCUCUGAGUAUCACAGACGUAACUUACAGCCCAGGCAAUAAUAACGCGAUCGUUAGCAAUUACGACGAGCACGAUUACGAUGACAUGGAGGACGAGAAUCCGAGGAAAGGCCUCCUGAAGCAGAUAUUUUGCCUUCCACUGCAUUGAGCCGGGGAGAAUCGAGCUUGCCUUUUUCCCAAGUGAGAUCACACCCCGACUCGAUCGCUUGCGAUACACAUUUUUGUAGAAACGACUCGAGAGACCUGCCGAUACCGUCGGACCGUGUGUGUGUAUGAACGUCCUCGAGUCACGUAUAGUCGGAAGAGGAAAAAUAAAGAACGAAGUAUUUAAUUCAGCGUAUACGUCGUUAAGUUGACCGUUUCUCUUUUACACAUGGUGCUGCAAAUAAACAUAAAUUAAUAUGGGUAACGUUACAGCGUCCCCGCGGCUCUGAGCCGCAGCGAAAACGAGCUGAAAGAUGAAGACGUACCUGACUGCUUCGCCAAUGUUUUACGAAUGUAGCUAAAUAUGUAAAUACACAAUUCCACAGCUGCGUUGUGGAGUAAAUGAUAUUUCGGAAUACGUUCCUUCAAGUGAAAAACCACGUUUCCAUGGAAAAUUAUUUUUACUGCUUCUUCGCUGUCCCAAGUGUGUGAUAAUUUCUCGAUAACAAAAGGAAAUGCUUUUGGAGUUUACAAUUCGCUUCUAUUAUUAUGUGCUAGACCUUCGAUCUAAAAAGUGACCAAUAAAAAGUGAUCGGCUGGUCGACUUAAUUCAUGAUUAGGAAUAUCUGUAUAAAAACAAUGUCUCGUUUCUAAUUACUGCUCGCUAAUGUUUUACGCGAGAUCCAGCGAAAACGAAUAAAACCAACUCGACGAAAAGAGGAGAGGAUAUGCGUCUGUAUCUAGUAUCGAUUCUUCCACAAUGUGACUAAUCUAAAACUUGUAAUAUUGUAUUUGGAACGGCGAUUCUAAUAUAGUUAGGAUAUUUCUGGCACUUUUUUUCAUCGAACGUAAUCAUAUGGAAAGAAUGAUCAGUCGUGUUAAUACUUGGAAAUGUCGGUUCGCUGCGCAAAAAUGAAUGAAAAAAGGGAUUUUACGAAAGUGAAAGGAUCAGUCGAAGUGGUCAGGUACAUCUUCACCUUUCAACUUGUUCCCGUCGCGGUUGAGAACCGCGGGGGUACUGUAACGUUACUCAUAUUAAUAUGUUUAUUUGCAACACCGUGCGUUGAAGAGAGUCAACGACGUACACGCGCUGGAUUAAAUACUUCGUUCUUUUUUUUUUCCUUUUUCAACUGUCAAUCCUUUCACUUUCGUACAAUUUCGUCUCAUUUUUGCGCAGCGAAUCGACAUUUCCAAGUAUUAAUGCGACUGAUUAUUUCUUCCUAUAUGAUUACGUUCGAUAAAAGAGCCGGAAAUGUUCUAACUAUUAUAACCGCUAUUUUAAAAACACAAUAUUGCGAGUUGUAGAUUUAGGUACAUUGCGGAAGAAUUGAUAUCACAAACAUAGACAUAAUAUCCUCUCCUCUUUUCGUUGAGUAGCCCUUUGCUCCACAAUCUUGCUUUAAGACGUGAGCAGUAAGCAAAUUGGCCAACUACGAUCAAUUAUUCUAAUAAACGAUUGCGGUUGGUUAAUUUGACUUAUGUCUUAAAAGCAAGAUUGUGGGGACGAAGGAUAGCUUUUACGCGUGAACUUUUUCGCUGAAUCUCGCGCAAAUGAUUAGUGAGUAGUGACUGUAAACGAGUCGUCGCUUUCAUACAAACAUCCCUAAUCACGAAUUAAAUCGACUAACCGUUAUUAUCGUAAUUAUUUUCUAGAUCGCAGGACCAGCACAUGUAACAAGCGAGUAAACUACAAGUUUCCUUUUGUUAUCGACAAAUUGUCACUCACUUAGGACAACAAAGAUGUGCAGAAAAAACAAUUUUCUACGGAAACGUGGUUUUUCACUUGUAGAGAACGUAUUUUGAAAUAUUUCUUACUCCACAACGCAGCUUUAGAAUCGUAUUUACACAUUUAGCUACAUCGAAAGUGUAUAUUCCUCGUCCAUGUGCGAGACGGAGGGAGGGAAAGAGAGAGAGGGGGGGAUAUACCGAUAUUCCUAGCGAUUAGUACAAUUUUUAUAGUUUUUCAAAGUAUAUAUCGAGCAAACGAACAACUGGCAGUUGGAGUACUAAGACUAGUUUAUCUUCUUAUCGUUAAAGUUACAUAGAUCAUUGUGCACAGUAUUCCUUGACUAUUUAUAUAAAUUCUAAUAAAUAAGACGUGCAAUGUGUAAAGCAUCAGCUCUAACCUUAUUCUAAAAUAUAAUCGCAACAAAUCUCGAUACAUGUUGACAGAUGCGCAGGUGUUAAACUGUGUAGAGCUGUGUAUAGCUAAGCGCCGCGUGGACGUGUUUCUAGCUAGAUUAAUAAUACCUGACCUGCGAUGGAAAAUUAACGAGAGUAAACAAGACCGAUACCUGGGUGAUAAAAGCGUUUUUAGCGUCUUUACAAACAAUGGAGCGAACGAUUCGAGAUUCAGAUUCAGAGAUAUGACAGAGAGGCGAAAUUAUACGAAUAGACCGAGAGAGUAUACACGCUCUCGUAGUACCUACGUAUUUAGAGAUAUCACGCGGAACUUUCGAUUCCGGUGACUAAUGCGACGGGGACGGUGUCUCUUCUGUUUUCUGAUAACGCAUCGGUGAGAUUUCACGAGAGGGGGUCGCCGAUCGAUCCAAGCCGCCAAGUUCGAGAUUCGCGGCGAGCCAUCGUAAAUGGAGGGAAACGCUUUAUUAGAGCGUAUAGGAAUACACAUACGAUUAAAAAGUAUUAACGAGACGAAGGCAAAGAUUACCAAAUUACAUCACACGCAUGAAAAAAAAGAAAAAAAGAGAGAAGAAUAAAUAUAUGUGUAACGAA